AAAAGAAGAAGAAGAAGGGACCUUAGUCAGCUAAGGAGAAGACGUGUCCAUGAACUCAGUAUUUAAGAAGCAACAUGGCUUGGUUGACGAUUUACUACGUGUCAACUUCAACUUUCAAGUAAAGUAAAGGCUGUGAUAUACUACUAUAGUGGUGGUUGCGGAUUAAUCUUGCUUGCUGCAUCUCUUCACAUGUGAAGUUAUUAUUAUUAUUAUUAUCAGAAUCAAUCUUCAUCUUUUAUACUAUCAAUGGAAUGAAUUGAUAAUAAUAUUACUACCUUCCUUUUUUUUCAUAAACUCUGUUAUGUUUCUUUUGAACUUUAUUUCAUUCCAACUUAAAUACUAACUGCUGAUUAUUAAAUCUCCCUCCCUUUUUUGCCACACAUACACAGAGAUCGUUUUGUUGACUAGACCAAGUAAAAUUGACGUCGCUAAGUAUUCUUCUCCGAUGGCGAUUUCCGACGAGCCUUCAACUGUAGGCAACGGCGUCAUCCGAACCGGCUCGGUUCUCAACCAUUCAUCCGACUUGCGCCGCAGGCCGAGCGCAACUUCCGUCAACGGCUUGUUCGAUUCGACUGCCACUGUCGAAGGCGAGAGUUCCGGUGAAGAGUUAGCGAAGGAUUCUAGUUCCGACGACUCUAUCAGCAGCGACCAACACAACGUCGUAAACCCAGAACAAACUCGAUUGCCUGAUAUUUCUGCAAUCAAAUUUGCUUACCGUCCUUCUGUCCCUGCUCAUCGUAGAAUCAAGGAAAGUCCUCUCAGCUCCGACAACAUUUUCCGGCAGUUGCAGAGUCAUGCUGGCCUCUUCAACCUGUGUAUUGUAGUGCUUGUUGCAGUCAAUAGCAGACUUAUCAUUGAGAAUUUAAUGAAGUACGGUUGGUUGAUUAAGACUGGCUUUUGGUUUAGUUCAAAGUCAUUGAGAGAUUGGCCCCUCUUCAUGUGUUGUCUUACUCUUGCAAUAUUUCCUUUGGCGGCCUUUAUAGUGGAAAAGUUGGCACAGCAAAAGCGUAUCUAUGAACCAAUUGUUGUUCUACUUCAUAUAAUCAUUACAACAGCUUCCAUUCUCUAUCCUAUUUUAGUAAUCCUCCGGUGCGAUUCUGCUUUUAUAUCAGGCGUCACACUAAUGCUACUUGCUUGCAUUGUAUGGUUAAAACUGGUUUCUUAUGCUCAUACAAACUAUGAUUUGAGAGCAGUUACCAAUUCAAUUGAAAAGGGAGAAGUGCUUCCCAAUACUGUGAAUAUGGACUAUCCAUACGAUGUGAGCUUCAAAAGCCUGGCUUACUUUAUGGUUGCUCCUACAUUAUGUUACCAGCCAAGAUAUCCUCGCACCCCUUUUAUUCGAAAGGGUUGGGUGUUACGUCAACUUGUCAAGCUGAUAAUAUUUACUGGAGUUAUGGGAUUUAUAAUAGAACAAUAUAUUAAUCCUAUUGUACAAAAUUCCCAGCAUCCUUUGAAGGGAAACCUUCUAUCUGCCAUCGAAAGAGUUCUGAAGCUGUCUGUUCCAAAUUUAUAUGUGUGGCUCUGCAUGUUCUACUGCUUUUUCCACCUUUGGUUGAAUAUACUGGCAGAGCUGCUUCGAUUUGGUGAUCGUGAAUUCUACAAGGAUUGGUGGAAUGCCAAAACUGUUGAAGAGUAUUGGAGGAUGUGGAAUAUGCCUGUUCACAAAUGGAUGAUUCGCCACCUAUAUUUUCCGUGUUUAAGGACUGGUAUACCCAAGGGUGCUGCUGUUUUAAUCGCCUUCCUGGUUUCUGCUUUGUUCCAUGAGCUGUGCAUCGCCGUUCCUUGUCACAUAUUCAAAUUGUGGGCUUUUAGUGGAAUUAUGUUUCAGGUUCCGUUGGUCUUGAUAACUAAUUAUCUGCAAAAUAAAUUCAGCAACUCAAUGGUUGGAAAUAUGUUUUUUUGGUUCACAUUCUGCAUUCUUGGUCAACCGAUGUGUGUACUACUAUACUACCAUGACUUGAUGAAUAGGGAAAGCAAACUUGACCAAAGCUAGCAUAACAUUGCAUCAAUGUCUUUGAAUUCAUCUUGAUCCAUAUAUACUUAUUAACUCAAUCAACUCCCCUGACAAUCCUAUCAAAUUGUAAAUUUUGAAGCAAUGCUCUGGCAUUGAUGGCUGCCAAGGUACAGUAUAACUAGUUAGAAGGAUAGUUGUAAAUGUGUACAAAAUAUUUAUUCCUUCCUAGUUUGAAGUUCCACGGAUGAUAUUUCUCUUCUCUUUUUGGCCCAACGGAUCAUGUUUAUUAACAUAUGAUAUAUUUUUUCUCUAGAUAGAUAUAGUCGUCAUUUGUCUCUUAUAAUUUUAAGAGAAAUACUAAUAAGUUUCCUUAGCCCUUUCGGACUUA
This is a messenger RNA of Cicer arietinum (chickpea), 2342 nucleotides long. RefSeq names its product diacylglycerol O-acyltransferase 1A-like. Gene Ontology annotation, molecular function: diacylglycerol O-acyltransferase activity. Gene Ontology annotation, biological process: triglyceride biosynthetic process. NCBI's taxonomy places the organism in Eukaryota, Viridiplantae, Streptophyta, Magnoliopsida, Fabales, Fabaceae. Gene Ontology annotation, cellular component: endoplasmic reticulum membrane; chloroplast envelope. The record is from RefSeq and is a predicted model, not a curated record.